CCGACCCCCUGCCCGGAGCCCAUGGAGCGGCUGUAGGGUCGGUGCUUGAGCAGCUCCUCACUGCCAGGAUGAGCUUCCCAAAUUCCACCCAAACUCCAGGAGCUGGGAAUUCCUGCAGGAUCACCCUGGGCCAAGCCAAUCAGGUGGUUCCCAAGCUGCCCCUGCUGAGGAUCCUGCAGGCUGCGGGUGCCCAGGGCGACUCCUUCACGCUCAAAGAGGUGAUGCAUUUCCUGGGCCAGUACAUCAUGGCCCGGCAGCUCUACGACAAGAGGCAGCAGCACCUGGUGCACUGCGGGGGAGAUCAGCUGGGAGAGCUGCUGGGACUGCAGAGCUUCUCUGUCAAGGACCCCAGCCCCGUGUACGAGAUGCUGAAGAGGAACCUGAGCCCUGCAGCCCUCCCAGAUGCUGCACAGACUCUCCCAAAGGAGCAGAGCGUCGCUAAGCCCAGCCCAGACCAGCUGCAGCUCAGCCAGGAGGAAGGAUCUGACUCUGGGAUCCUGGAGGGUGACAGCAAAACCUCAGCUCCUGCUACCUCAGAGUCCAAAUGUGACACUUGUGAAGACAGUGAUUUGAUAGAAAACCUCUCCAAAAGCAAAAAGCCCAAGCUGGACCUGGUUUUUGAGGAAUGGGAUGUGGCUGGGCUGCCGUGGUGGUUUUUGGGGAAUCUCAGAAGCAAUUACAAAUCCAGGAGUAAUGGAUCCACGGAUAUUCAGACUAACCAGGACAUUGACACUGCCAUAGUUUCAGACACCACUGAUGACCUGUGGUUCCUCAACGAGUGUCCCCUGGACCAGAGCACUGCUGGGCUCAAGGUGGAAGUGCUGGACUGUGAGGAGGUCACAGAAGGUGACACCAAGGUGCCUGAGGAUGUGUGCUUGGAUGAGCUGGAGGAUUCCCAGUGCCUGAGUGAUGACACGGACACAGAGGCUGCUUCUGAGGAUUGCUGGCAAUGCUCCAAGUGCAGGAAAUUCAACUCUCCAGGCAAAAGGUACUGCUUCCGCUGCUGGGCCCUGCGCAAGGACUGGUACCGGGACUGCCCCAAACUGCCCCACUCCCUGUCCCUUUCCAACAUCAAUUCCAUGGAAAACCAGGAGCAGGAUGAAGGGAUUGACGUCCCAGACUGCAGGAGGACGAUCUCAGCCCCGGCUGGCCAACCCAAACAUCUUUUCCUGGGAGAAAACAGACCCCACGUGGAUCCCAGCAGCUCCAUCGAGUCCUUGGAUUUGGCGCGGGAGGGGAAAAAUCGGGAUUUUGCCAAGCUGAACAAAGAGGAGGAGAUGGAAUCUUUGGAGAGCAUCAAAACCCUGCUGAAUCCCUGCUUCCUGUGCCAGCACAGGCCUCGGGAUGGGAAUAUUGUCCACGGAAGGACUGCUCACCUGGUGGCCUGCUUCAGGUGUGCCAGGAUGCUGAAGAAGAAGAGAUCGCCGUGUCCCGUGUGCAGGAAGGAGAUCAAGAUGGUCAUCAGGAUCUUCAUGGGGUAGGGAGGCUUUCUGCCUCUAAAGUAAACCCAAAAUCUGGAUUUUUGCACUCGAACCUCUAUUACGGUGUGUGCAGGAAGGAGAUCAAGAUGGUCAUCAGGAUCUUCAUAAAAUAACCCCAAAAUUUGGAUUUUUGCACUCAAACCUCUAUUACAGUGUGUGCAGGAAGGAGAUCACGAUGGUCAUCAGGAUCUUCAUGGGGUAGGGAGGCUUUCUGCCUCUAAAGUAAACCCAAAAUCUGGAUUUUUGCACUCGAACCUCUAUUACAGUGUGUGCAGGAAGGAGAUCAAGAUGGUCAUCAGGAUCUUCAUAAAAUAACCCCAAAAUUUGGAUUUUUGCACUCAAACCUCUAUUACAGUGUGUGCAGGAAGGAGAUCAAGAUGGUCAUCAGGAUCUUCAUAAAAUAACCCCAAAAUUUGGAUUUUUGCACUCAAACUCCCAUUAUGGUGUGUGCAGGAAGGAGAUCAUGAUGGUCAUCAGGAUCUUCGUGGGGUGGCAGGAUCUUCUAACCCUAAAAUAAUCCCAAAAAGAGGAUUUCUGCACUCAAAUCCCAAUUUCAGUGUGUGCAGGAAGGAGAUCAGGAUGGCCCUUGGGAUCUUCCUGGCCUAGCAGGACCUUCAAGUAAAAUUACCCCAAAAAUAGGUUUUUUUGCACAAAAACCCCAAUUCCAGAGCUUGGUCUGGAGGAUCAAGAUGGUCAUCGGGAUCUUUAUGGGAUAGCAGGACCUUCUGCCCCUAAAAUAACCCCAAAAUAAAGAUGUUUGCACUCAAACCCCAAUUCCAGAGCUCAGCCAGUGAAACCAAAGAGUACCAAGAUUUAAACCCACCAAGAAUCCUCUACAGAAUCCACUUUUCCAUGGAAAUCACCUCGAGAUCAAAACCCAGCUUGGAAAUUUUCCCAAUUUCCCAUCUUCAGCCCGAUUUUAUCCCUUGGGAUUCUUUCUCCUGACCAAGAACAGCAGAUUUGGGAAAAAUUGAAACCUGUGGUUUUUUUCCAUAAAUCCUGACUUGUGCAAUUCCUUUGGAGCCGAGAGUUAAAAACAGAAAUAAAUAUUUAUGGUUGGAGGGCAGGGGAUUUGUUUUGGAGAGAAGAAAAAGAACUUUAUUCCUAGUUUUUUUAUUGUUUAAGGUCGGCAGGGUGAAGAAUUCCUUGCUCGCAGAUGGGAAAUAAAUCCAAGUUUUUAAUCCACACCUCUCAGGUCACAAAUGAGAUGGAAAAAUAAUAAUAGUGUUCUAUUUUUC
This is a messenger RNA of Onychostruthus taczanowskii (white-rumped snowfinch), 2719 nucleotides long. RefSeq names its product MDM4 regulator of p53 (gene MDM4). Lineage: Eukaryota; Metazoa; Chordata; Aves; Passeriformes; Passeridae. Bases 69 to 1481 code for a protein of 470 amino acids. The record is from RefSeq and is a predicted model, not a curated record. The transcript has 11 exons. Gene Ontology annotation, biological process: regulation of cell cycle; protein ubiquitination; negative regulation of apoptotic process. Gene Ontology annotation, molecular function: ubiquitin-protein transferase activity. Gene Ontology annotation, cellular component: nucleus.